UGGCCAAGUACCAGCUACUGCUCUCGCAGGCCAACGCCACCCAGCGCUGGACCCUUGUCGAUAGUCUUCAAGUGUUUGAUUCUGACAAGCAAGGUGGCAAGCCAGAGCUGCGCCCGCUGCCUGAUUUUCUGCCCGUGCAAGACGCGUCCGAGUCGCAUGCGGUGCCGUUUGGGCAGCUCUUUCUGCAUGUGCUCGUCGUCGCAGCGUGUCUCUUGUCGAUGAUUGCAGUCGUCGCGCACUCGCUCAAGUCGCGGCGGGAGGGGUACGCCGCCAUCUCGCGCCACGCCCAAGUCCAGAAGAAGCAAGUGCGCCGGGUGGACCUUCGCCAUGCGAACCCGGUUCCGCGCAACGAGGACAAGGUGCUGCGUCACUCGCACGAGCAAAACGAGCGCUUUGCAGUUUAA
Molecule: messenger RNA, 404 nt
Organism: Saprolegnia parasitica CBS 223.65
Lineage: Eukaryota; Oomycota; Saprolegniomycetes; Saprolegniales; Saprolegniaceae
Exons: 2
Source: RefSeq, a predicted model, not a curated record